This is a messenger RNA of Microplitis demolitor, 3360 nucleotides long. RefSeq names its product amidophosphoribosyltransferase. Lineage: Eukaryota; Metazoa; Arthropoda; Insecta; Hymenoptera; Braconidae. Bases 250 to 1905 code for a protein of 551 amino acids. Gene Ontology annotation, molecular function: amidophosphoribosyltransferase activity. Gene Ontology annotation, biological process: purine nucleotide biosynthetic process; purine nucleobase biosynthetic process. The transcript is spliced from 7 exons. The record is from RefSeq and is a predicted model, not a curated record.
GGGGGCUACACCACGCGGUCCCUCAAAAAUUUUAAUUUUCUUUCUCUACAUAUAUAAAUUACUAUAUAUUUGUACAUAUAUAUAUAUAUAUAUAUAUAUAUAUAUAUAUAUAUAUAUAUAUUCUGUUGAACACAUUUUAGAUAUUAGAUAUUAUACUAAACCCACUGCCGUAACACUACGUCUUAUUUACUUACUGUUGGACGUUGUCUGGAAUAUCAUCAGAAUCACGCACGUGCGGUUAUAGUAAAAAUGUCUUGUGACACGAGAGAAGAAAUAACUGCUGAUGAAGAUUGUUUGAGUACAAUGUCUCGAUUGUCUGUAAUUAAUUCAGCACCAUCUAUAAGUGGUGAUAAUGUUGCUAAGUAUGUUAAAAAACCACCAAGUAAAGGUGAGACACGUGGGCAAAAAUUAUCAGGAUUGACACAUGAGUGCGGAGUAUUCGGUUGCAUUGCUGCUGGUGAUUGGCCAUCUCAAGUUGAUGUUGGUCAAGUUAUUUGUCUUGGACUGGUGGCAUUACAACACAGAGGUCAAGAAAGUGCUGGUAUUGUAACAAGUGAAGGAAUCUGCGCUAAAUCAUUUCGUGUUCACAAGGGAAUGGGAAUGAUAAAUAAUAUUUUUAAUGAUGAUAGCAUGAGAAAAUUGAGAGGUAAUCUUGGAAUAGGACAUACGAGAUACAGUACCAGUGCAGCCAGUGAAGAAGUUAAUUGUCAGCCAUUUGUUGUUCAUACGGCACAUGGAGCACUUGCUGUCGCUCAUAAUGGAGAACUUGUCAACACGGAAUCACUUAGAAAAAUGGUACUUGGUAGAGGUGUUGGGUUAUCAACGCACUCAGAUUCCGAAUUGAUAACACAAGCACUGUGUUUAAAUCCUCCAGAAGGUGAAGUCAAUGGUCCUGAUUGGCCAGCACGUAUAAAGCAUCUCAUGCAGCUGGCUCCAUUGUCUUAUUCCUUAGUUAUUAUGCAGCGAGACAAAAUUUAUGGUGUACGAGAUCCUUAUGGUAAUCGUCCACUUUGUCUCGGUAAAAUUGUUCCUGUUGGUAAACUAAUUGGAAAUGAUUCAGACGAUGAUGAAGAUGCCGAAGGCUGGGUAAUAUCAUCAGAAUCAUGUGGUUUUCUUAGCAUUGGCGCACGUUAUGUACGUGAAGUAUUUCCUGGUGAAAUUGUUGAAUUAACUAGAGAAGGAAUAAAGACUAUUGAUAUUGUUGAGAGGCCUGAUAAAAAACCUCAAGCAUUUUGUAUAUUCGAGUACGUUUACUUUGCACGAAGUGACAGUAUUUUUGAAGGUCAAAUGGUGUACUCAGUAAGAAUGCAAUGCGGUAGAGUUCUUGCUAUUGAAUCACCAAUAGAGGCAGAUAUUGUAAGCUCAGUACCUGAGUCGGGUACAGCAGCAGCCCAUGGUUACGCACGUGAAUCCAAAAUUCCAUUUGCUGAAGUACUUUGCAAAAAUAGAUACGUCGGCAGGACAUUUAUUCAACCCAGUACACGAUUAAGACAACUGGGUGUUGCUAAAAAAUUUGGCGCACUGUCAGAAAAUGUCAAAGGAAAGAAACUUAUCCUUAUUGAUGAUUCAAUAGUACGAGGAAAUACUAUUGGGCCAAUUAUAAAACUUCUUCGUGAUGCUGGAGCUAAAGAAGUACACGUAAGAAUCGCUUCUCCACCAUUGAAAUAUCCAUGUUACAUGGGGAUAAAUAUACCAACGCGUGAAGAAUUGAUAGCGAAUAAACUUGAUAAUAUUAAAUUAGCCAAACAUGUUGGCGCUGAUUCACUUGUAUAUUUGUCUGUUAAUGGACUUGUUGCCGCUGUAAGACACGGAAUGGAUAAUCGUCAAAGCAGUUAUAUCGGUCACUGCACUGCUUGUUUAACUGGUGAAUAUCCAGAUGAAUUACCUGGUGAUCUUGUUUGGUGAAAAAUAACAAACAAAAAAAAACUAUUGAAAUACCUCAAGCCCAAUUAAUAUUUAAAUGUUAGUAAAUAGACAAAAUAUUUUACGAAUAAGUAACAUUCCAAGUUAACUUACAGUGCAGAUUGCCCGUGUAAGAAAAAUUCGUUUCAAAUAUGACCCUGACAGUGAACUUGUAAAAUUGAGACAAUUCCGAACUUUGAAAAGUGUGAAAAGUUUUCAACUAGUGUGGACGCGGGAUGUUUUUUUUUUUUUAGUUUUUUAAGAGGAUUUGUCAUCUAUUCUCUUUCUCACACAUGUGAACAAACGAAACGGUCUUUCUUGCACUUACAUUAGCAAAUGGAAAUUUUAAAUGAGUCGUUUUUAGAGACAAACUGCAAUUUUCGAACGAGAAGCAUUUCAUUUGAUAAGUAAUAACUACGCGUCGAUUGAAAUAUUUUAUUUAAUGAUUUGUGUCUUUAUCUAGGAAAACGGUUCAUUUGAAAAUCAUAUAUUUCACUCUCAAGCAAAAUUGAUUUUAAUUGAUAAUUUUCUGAGUUUAUAAUAGUUCGUUAUUAAUUCCAACUCAAGUAACACGCAUACAACUUUAAGAGGUCUUUUAAAAGAAUAAGACAUUUUUUUUUGUUUCAAAGUCACGUUUUUUAGUAUAAAUAAGACAUGCGAAUGUUAAUCCUAGGAGACAUAGAAAAUUUGUGUUGUUUUUCUUGUCUUAAGAAAGCCAUGUCAGUUAAAAAAUUGUUUAGAUUAUUUUUUUUUACUACAGUAGGACCUCGUUAUAAGACUAUUAGUUUCUCUCUCAAACUAUCGCGAUACCUGUUUUAUAAAAAAGACAGAAUGAUAGUCUUAUAACGAGGUCCGACUACUAUUUGUAAUUUAUUUUUUAUCGUCACUUGUGUCUUUUAAGUAGAUAUUUUUUCGGUGACAUAAAUUUCUGAUCGUUUUGUCAACAUAUUGGUGCCUUAUCGAUAAGUCAAAAAACAGCCUAAAAAUUGACAUCUUGUAGAUGUCACAAAGACAUGUGUGUUACUUGGGAAUCACUCAUUUUUAUGGAUUAUUUUUGAACGUCAAAAAAUUAAAAAAAAAUGGCCUUCCCAAAAAGUUCUAAUAAAAGUCAAAAAAUGUUCAUGAAUAUUUUUUUUUUUUUUCCUCAUACCUGAAUAAUUCUAGUAAAAGUCGGGAAUCUUCUAAUUCUUUUUUCUUUUAAUGUUCUUCAGCCCAAAAAAUUGUCAAUUCAAAUUACUUUUGCUCAAAAAAUUAAAAAAAAAACGUGCAGGAAAAUUCUACGUUAGUUGAAAGUUGUUCACGUUCCAAAUUUUUCAGUUUCAGAAAUGUUCAACUUAAAGUUCAGAAUUGUCUCAAUUUGGGAAGUUCACUGACAUAAAAUUUUUUGGAACGACUUUUUUUUACAUGGGUGAAUUUAAAUUGUAAAAAAAAAAUGAAGCUUAUACUAAUUAGAAAAUG